GUUCUCCUGCGCAUAAACAUGAUUUGUAGCUGAGGAAUUUGUUGAAUAGAGACUGUGACACGGGGACAAAUUUCAUGAAAUGUGAAUUUUCUUUUUUUCAAUUAAGGGCAGUGCGUGAACAUACUGAUGAAUAAUGUUUAUUAGUGUUUUUUCCAGAGCUCCAUCCACCCAAACACUGUGUGCUCAUCCGCUCCUGUCACACUGUUGUGUGUUCAGCUGCUCAGCUUGCUCUCUGUCUCAGUUGUCAGUGUUACAGCCCGGACAUCACUGGAAACAUGAUGUGCAUGCUGUGAGACUAGCACAGAUAAUCUUCUAAUGCUGGGCUCUGCACCUGUGUGUCUUCUUUAGAACAUUUGUGUUACUUUUCAAUGGAAAUGUAGUCUACACUGAAAAGUCUCAAAGAAGACAUAAAUGACACGAGCUCAACAAGAAACAACCAUCAAAACCUCUCAACAUGUUUUUCUCUGUUCUGUUCCCUGGAUGCUUCUAAUGACCUGGAAGUGCCAGCAUGUUUUAUGAAAUCUGAGUGGUUCUCUUUGCCACUGGGUUUUGUUUUGUUAAGUUCGACAGAACCGCAUGGGAAAUAUACCCUUCAUCUAUUAUGCAAUAAUGAUUACAAGCUUAAUGGAGGACUAUAGCAAACAGGCAGAGGUGGAGAGAUAAAGGGAGGGUGAAAGAAGGAGUAAAGAGACGAUUUGGGGUUUUUCCACACACUGUUUUGUGGAUGAUGUGCUUUGCCGCUUUGUAGAUUGUGUAAAUUUUUCUGCUUUGGAAGGGACUAAAAAACUGCACCCGUCUUCACACCAAACCACUUACACUUCAUUUGAAUCAAUCCAUUUACUCAGAUCUGGGGUUUCUAACUCAUCUCAUUCCUUCACCUCCAAGUUCGUCUUCACACACGUUCUUCUCCUUGGGUCAAAGCUCCGCUCCAGCGCCACUGCAGACCAACAGCAACAGCAGCGGAGUUAUCUUAGACAUCUCCAACCUAAAGAUGGAGCAGCAGGAGACUGAGGUUCCUCCGCUGCCACCACGCUUCCGCUUCAGAGACCUGCUGCUCGGGGACCAGAGCUUCCAGAAUGAUGACAGGGUGCAGGUCGAGUUUUAUGUGAAUGAAAACACCUUCAAGGAGCGUCUGAAGCUUUUCUUCAUCAAAAACCAAAGAUCAAGCCUGAGGAUUCGUGUGUUCAACUUCUCCCUGAAGCUGCUCACCUGCCUGCUGUACAUCAUCAGAGUGGUGACAGACAACCCCGGUCAGGGCGCCAGCGCCAGCCACAGCGCAGGACAGCAGACUGCUCCCAAUGGCAACAACAAAUGUGUUGACUGCCAGUGGAAUGGAUCAGUGCAGGACAGAGAAAUUAACUGGGAGUUGAUCUUCUGGGUGGAUAGAAAGGUUCCUGUCUGGGCCAUUCAAGUGAGUGUGGCCAUCAUUAGUUUCCUGGAGACUAUGUUACUGAUGUAUCUGAGCUACAAGGGGAACAUUUGGGAGCAGAUAUUCCAGGUGUCCUUUCUUCUGGAGAUGAUCAACACAGUUCCCUUCAUCAUUACAAUCUUCUGGCCCUCUCUUCGGAACAUCUUCAUUCCCGUGUUCCUCAACUGCUGGCUGGCCAAAUGUGCUCUGGAGAACAUGAUUAAUGAUGUCCACAGGGCGAUCCAGAGGACAAACUCAGCCAUGUUCAACCAGGUCCUCAUUCUCAUCUGCACCUUACUCUGCCUGGUCUUCACUGGCACAUGUGGAAUCCAGCAUCUGGAACGAGCAGGCAAGAACCUCUCUCUCUUCAAUUCCUUCUACUUCUGCAUCGUCACCUUCUCCACCGUGGGCUUUGGAGACGUGACUCCCCGCAUAUGGCCCUCCCAGCUGCUGGUAGUCAUCAUGAUCUGUGUGGCUCUGGUGGUGCUGCCUCUGCAGUUUGAGGAGCUGAUCUACCUGUGGAUGGAGAGGCAGAAGUCUGGAGGGAAUUACAGCCGCCACAGAGCACAGACAGAGAAACAUGUAGUACUGUGUGUCAGCGCGCUCAAAAUAGACCUGCUCAUGGAUUUUCUCAAUGAAUUCUACGCUCAUCCCAGACUGCAGGAUUACUAUGUGGUGAUCCUGUGCCCAAGUGAAAUGGACCUGCAGGUGCGGAGAGUGCUGCAGAUCCCUCUGUGGUCACAAAGGGUCAUCUAUCUGCAAGGAUCCGUUCUCAAAGACCAGGAUCUGCUGAGAGCCAAAAUGGAUGACGCAGAGGCUUGUUUUAUUCUAAGCAGUCGUAACGAGGUAGAUCGCAUGGCUGCGGACCAUCAGACCAUCCUGAGAGCCUGGGCUGUGAAGGACUUUGCUCCUAAUUGCCCCCUUUAUGUCCAGAUACUCAAACCUGAAAAUAAGUUCCAUGUUAAAUUUGCAGAUCAUGUUGUGUGUGAAGAAGAGUUCAAGUACGCCAUGUUGGCUCUUAACUGUGUUUGUCCUGCCACCUCCACCUUGGUCACACUGCUUGUACACACCUCCCGUGGACGAGAAGGACAGCAGUCGCCGGAGCAGUGGCAGAGGAUGUACGGAUGUUGCUCUGGCAACGAGGUGUACCACAUCCGACUGUGCGACAGCAAGUUCUUUGGGGAGUAUAAUGGCAAAAGCUUCACAUAUGCCUCCUUUCACGCUCACAAGAAGUAUGGCGUGUGUCUGAUCGGUAUAAAGAGGGAAGACAACAAGAGCAUCCUGCUGAACCCUGGCCCGCGCCACAUCAUGGCUGCCACCGACACCUGCUACUACAUCAAUAUCACUAAGGAGGAAAACUCAGCCUUCAUCUUUAACCAGGAGGAGAGGAAGGGCCGCCCUGCCGGGGGAAUCUACGACGGACCCUCACAGCUUCCUGUGCACAGCAUCAUCGCUAGCAUGGGUACUGUUGCCAUGGAUCUUCAGAACACGAGUCCACCUGACGUUUCAGGUGAUAAACUGGUCCCGCCUACAGUAAACGGCACAGGGAGCCGCCGGCCGAGCAUCGCUCCGGUUCAGGAGCUCGCUGACUCGUCCUCAAUCCUGCCAUGCGACCUCCUCAGUGACCAAUCAGAAGAUGACUCCGUCUUCACAGAUGACAAAGACCACUCAUCUACUGAGUACGUGAAAGGUUAUCCCCCUAACUCUCCGUACAUUGGGAGCUCGCCCACCUUGUGCCAUCUGUUGGCUGAAAAAGCCCCGUUCUGCUGCCUACGACUGGACCAGGGUUGCAGGCACAACAGUUUUGAGGAUGCCAAGGCUUAUGGUUUUAAAAACAAACUCAUCAUUGUGUCCGCGGAGACUGCGGGGAACGGUCUCUAUAACUUCAUAGUGCCUCUCAGAGCUUAUUACAGACCCAGGAAAGAACUCAACCCCAUUGUCUUGCUGCUGGAUAACCCUCCAGAUAAUCACUUUCUGGAGGCCAUCUGCUGUUUCCCUAUGGUCUACUACAUGGCUGGGAGCAUAGACAAUCUUGACAGCCUGCUGCAGUGUGGCAUUAUCUACGCCGAUAAUUUGGUUGUUGUGGAUAAAGAGAGUACGAUGAGUGCCGAGGAAGACUACAUGGCUGAUGCCAAAACUAUUGUCAAUGUACAGACGAUGUUCAGGUUGUUUCCCAGUCUCAGCAUCAUCACAGAGCUUACUCAUCCAUCCAACAUGAGAUUCAUGCAGUUCAGAGCAAAGGACUGCUAUUCACUGGCUCUCUCCAAGCUGGAGAAGAAGGAGCGAGAUAAAGGCUCCAACUUGGCCUUCAUGUUUCGCCUACCCUUCGCUGCAGGCAGAGUGUUCAGUAUCAGCAUGCUGGACACUCUGCUCUAUCAGUCUUUUGUGAAGGACUACAUGAUCCUCAUUGCGAGGCUGCUGCUGGGACUGGACACCACUCCCGGAUCAGGAUACCUCUGUGCUAUGAAAGUGACAGAGGAAGAUCUAUGGAUUAGCACUUACGGCAGACUGUUCCAGAAACUCUGCUCCUCUAGUGCCGAGAUUCCCAUCGGGAUCUAUCGGACAGAAUCCCACAUUUUCUCUACAUCUGAGUCUCAGGUGUCAGUCAGUGUCGACGACUGCGAGGACACCAAGGACAGAGGGGACGAGUCUCGUGCCAACGACCAAUCAGAUCACCCCCUGCUGAGGAAGAAGAGCAUGCAGUGGGCGCGGCGGCUCAGUAAGAAAAGCGUGAGGUGGCAGGGGGCGAGUCGCGACUCGAGCAAGGACCACGCCCAGCGCAUCGCCCAGCAGCGCCUCAACCUCUACCGACGCUCCGAGAGGGAGGAGCUGUCUGAACUGGUCCGCAACCGCAUGAGGCAUCUGGGCCUGCCCACCUCAGGAUAUGAAGACCUGACUAAUCUGACAGCCAGCGACGUCAUGAACAGAGUCAAUCUGGGCUACUUACAAGAUGAACAGAAUGAUCACCAAAACACCCUGUCGUAUGUCCUGAUCAACCCUUCUCCUGACACCAGGCUGGAGCUCAAUGACAUUGUGUACUUGAUUCGUUCGGACCCUCUGGCACACGUCCCCGAGGAGCCUCCUGUCCACAGCAGCAGCCUGAAAGAGAGACACGAGUCCAGCAUAGACACCAGAGAGGACACCCAGCUCUGAUAGCAUGCUGACCUUCACUGGUACCCUCCUUCCUAAUCUCCCCCUUCAGUUUUCAUGGGGGGGUGUGGCUGUGUCCACACAGGUCCAGUGUGACAGAGGACAAUUUGUGCUAUUAUGUUCCAGCACGGCAGUCUACCGCUGUAUUAUACGAGUGCCUACUGUUUGGCAGAGGAUGUUUGACGUCAUCUGUGACAUUUUCAUCCUCUUGCCACAGACACUGUAUGUAUGAAUAGUGCAUUUAUUUCUGUGAAAGCUCUCUCCAAAGAGCAGUCAGGGACACACUUGUUAAAAAAAAAAAAAAAUUAUUCAACUAACUGAAGAGAUUUCAAUCAGGUCAACCCCACCUGCAGUGUUGCCCUUGGUUAGAGGUAAUCUGAUUCACCAAACAAAAACACUGAGAUCACAGGAAAAAUCCUUAUAAGGGUCACUGUCAUUUAAAAGUCUGCAGUGAACUGUCCAUUUUGUUUCUGCUCCUUUUGGGUCGUGGGUCCAGAGCAAAGCAGAGAUUCUGGGAUGCAUCCAUCUUUUCCUUACUUGUUUGAGAUUACCACAGAUCAGAUGCAAAUAAUCAAAAUUUCCUUGUGCCAUACAUACCUAUCAACCAUCACUCACAUAAAAUAAAACAUUAAAUUCAACACUAUGUGACUUAAAUAAAAUAUGUGCAUUUAAAGCUUUUAUAUAAAGCUUAUUUUUUUGUAGCUGAACCGUAGAGGUUAGUUAUUCAGUCGUGUAGAGGUCUACAAACAGUGGUGGUUACUUGUAUGUUCGCUGCGGUACAUUUCUUAGGUUGAGGUUUGUGCACUACAAGACCUGAGUUCAACCCUAAAUAUUCUGUGCCAUAUAUUAAAUAUUGUGCCAUUAAGGAUUCAUUAAGUAAUCAGACAACCUCAUUUUACUUUCAGCACUGCUCAGUGAUUUGUGGCUGUUUGGGUGAGGUUUGUAUUUCUAAAAUGCUACAUCCUGUACACAAGAAUUUUUGAUUGCAACUCUUACAUAUUUAAAUGUUUAAAUAUGAAAAUAUUUGUACUUGAGUUUCAUUUUAUUUCAAUUUGCACAUUAAAGUGCGAUAGUAGGAAAAAAGCACAUUGAAACUGUUUUGAGUUGUCUAAUGAUUUAGACUCAGCAUUGCUAUGUGUUUAACUUUGGAAUGGGAAUAUAAAGGAAAAGGCUGACAUUUGAUAGUCAGUGGUGAAGGCUGGUAAAUUAAAUUUAGCACACAGCAGGAAAUACAUUUGUCAUAGUUAACAGUGUGAAUGGAAAGCAGGAGACAACAUUAAGUGCAAAGAAACAAAGAGAGAAGGAUGAAACAAAGUGGUGAUGUAAAAGAAAGGAAGAAAGAAAGGAAGGAAGGAAGGAAGGAGCUGUGUGACUAAAAUAACAAGGGAGCCACAGAACUGACAAUCAGGACUGGAGAAGAGGUCUAAUCAGGAAACAAGUGAAAACACCUGUGUGGCUUCACCGUGGGCAUGUGGGGGCUUGAUGAGUCGUAUGUGGGAAAUAAACAGCAACAGAAAGAUCAGGUAAUGGCACUUUUCUUUUUUUUUUUCAAAUAUUCUUCAAAUUAACAAGUUAAGUCUUUUUCUAAUCUAAUUUGUACAAACACCAAAGUGUAAAAACAAGUUGUGGUUUUAUUGGGGGUUACUGAGUAUAUUAACUCAAGCAUUGUACUUAAAUACUAAUUUGAUGUAUCUGACUUGGAAUGCCUUUAAAACAUGAUGCUUUGUGAAUGAUUAAACUAGAUUUUAGACUGUU
Molecule: messenger RNA, 6313 nt
Organism: Seriola aureovittata
Lineage: Eukaryota; Metazoa; Chordata; Actinopteri; Carangiformes; Carangidae
Gene: kcnt1a
Product: potassium sodium-activated channel subfamily T member 1a
Exons: 31
Coding region: 992-4561 (1189 amino acids)
Biological process (GO): potassium ion transport
Cellular component (GO): membrane
Molecular function (GO): intracellular sodium-activated potassium channel activity
Source: RefSeq, a predicted model, not a curated record